UUCGUGAGAGCUGCCAGAACGCUCGACAUCACAACUUCGAGCUUUAAGGUACAAGAUUGCGGCUGAAAAUAUGGCUUUGCUCGUCGAUAAGCUGCGGCCACGGUCGCUAGAUACACUCUCGUACCACAAUGAGCUCUCCGCACGAUUAAGGUCUUUGGCCCAAAGCGGCGAUUUCCCACAUCUUCUCAUGUAUGGGCCAUCCGGUGCAGGCAAGAAAACUCGCACAAUUGCCACCCUCAAAGAACUCUACGGCUCCGGUGUCGAGAGAAUCAAGAUCGACAACCGAGUCUUCCAAACAACCAGCAACCGAAAGCUUGAGUUUAACAUUGUCUCCUCCGUAAACCACCUCGAAAUCACGCCGUCAGAUGUAGGCAACUACGACCGUGUCGUCGUCCAGGAACUUCUCAAAGAAAUCGCCCAAACGCAACAAGUCGAUCUCACAGCGAAACAUCGAUUCAAGGUUGUGGUUAUCAACGAGGCGGACCAUUUGACUCGCGAUGCGCAAGCUGCACUCAGACGGACUAUGGAGAAAUACAGCCCUAAUCUGAGAUUGAUCCUCUUAGCGAACAGCACGUCGAACAUCAUCGCUCCUAUCCGUUCGCGAACUCUGCUGGUUAGGGUUGCGGCACCGAGCGAGGAGGAUAUUUGUGCUGUUUUGGGCAAUGCUGCGAAGAAGGAGGGGUGGAACGUGGCUCCAGGACUGAAUAAACGCAUUGCAAGCGAGAGCGGCCGGAAUCUUCGGCGCGCUCUGCUCAUGUUUGAGGCUAUCUAUGCUCAGAGUGAGAAAGUAACCGACAGUACAGCGAUCCCACCACCGGACUGGGAAGCCCUUAUCUCGUUGGUAGCGGAGGAAAUUCUCGCAGAGAGAUCACCGGCCCGGCUACUACAAGUCCGUGCCAGGUUAUAUGACCUUCUAACCCACUGUAUCCCUCCUACGACGAUUCUCAAGACUUUGACGUUCAAAUUAAUUGCCAAAGUCGACGAUACGCUAAAACCCGAAGUAAUUAAGUGGUCUGCAUUCUACGAGCAUAGAAUCACACAGGGCUCUAAAGUAAUUUUCCACCUCGAGGCCUUUGUUGCCAAGUUUAUGCGUAUCUAUGAAAGUUAUUUGAUGGGCAUGGACUUUUAGAUACUAAACACAUGAACUGGCAACUAUUAAUGAUUUACUAAUGAUUUUUACAUUCUGCUAACCUGCCAUUCCGGAAGCGUACUAUCUGUUCGCAUAGUCCCAUCAGAACGAAUCCUUUUUGCAAGUGCAACACACGAACGAAACAAAGACAAAAACUGACCUGCCCCAGAAUUUGGAUCGAGCCCAUGCACAAACGAAACCCAAG
Aspergillus versicolor CBS 583.65 is the source of this 1334-nucleotide messenger RNA. RefSeq names its product replication factor C subunit 5. Bases 71 to 1129 code for a protein of 352 amino acids. Gene Ontology annotation, molecular function: ATP hydrolysis activity; DNA binding; DNA clamp loader activity. Gene Ontology annotation, cellular component: Rad17 RFC-like complex; Ctf18 RFC-like complex; Elg1 RFC-like complex. The record is from RefSeq and is a predicted model, not a curated record. NCBI's taxonomy places the organism in Eukaryota, Fungi, Ascomycota, Eurotiomycetes, Eurotiales, Aspergillaceae. The transcript has 7 exons. Gene Ontology annotation, biological process: DNA repair; DNA-templated DNA replication.